GAGAUAAGGAAUUAGCAGAGUUUUUAGAACAAGAAAUCAAAGCAGAAAUUAAAUCUAGGAAAUCAUCAAAACUUCCAACUAUUGAAGGUUUUGACAUAAAAACAGAUGGAGCUGAAGUGACUAUGUCCAAACAGUUUAAUAAUGAAAACAUAACUGUCAAAAUGAAUAUAAACCAGUCAGUUGAUGCUGAAGAACCUCAGUUCCACCCAAAUCAAGAUUCUGAACCACCAGCUGGAGAAAUGAAAUCUAAGCCCAACUUCACUGUAGAAAUAGAAAAAAAUGGGAAAAAAUUGGCUUUUUCAUGUGCAUUUAGUGAGGCUAUGGGUGAAGAGACGGAUGGUGGUGAUCCACAGGAUUCUUAUAAUGAUGCUUUUCAAAUAACAGAACUUACAAUUUAUACUAAAGAAUGGGAGGAUGAAACUUAUACUGUUUCAGGAGAUAUCAUGGAUGGGUAUUUAUAUGAUCUCCUAAUGAACAUGUUGGAAGAUCGAGGCAUUGGCAACGAAUUUGCAGAUCUGUUGGUAGAAUAUUGUACGUCAUAUGAACACAGCAAAUAUGUCGGAUUACUUGAAGAGUUAAAAGAAUUUGUAUCAACUAAAUAAUCUUACAAGUUUAGAUUUAUUCAUAAAACUUUUUUAAGUGAAUUAUUACAUUGAUUUUCAUCAUGAGCAAACAUUGAAAUGAUAAUUUCAAUUUAGAUGUAUUUUAUUAGCAUUUACUAAUUAUAAUUGUAAUGUCAUUCUGUAAUAAAAGAAGAAAUUAUAUU
Centruroides sculpturatus (bark scorpion) is the source of this 766-nucleotide messenger RNA. RefSeq names its product complement component 1 Q subcomponent-binding protein, mitochondrial-like. Gene Ontology annotation, cellular component: mitochondrial matrix. Gene Ontology annotation, biological process: cytosolic ribosome assembly. The transcript is spliced from 5 exons. The record is from RefSeq and is a predicted model, not a curated record. The annotation marks the transcript as partial. NCBI's taxonomy places the organism in Eukaryota, Metazoa, Arthropoda, Arachnida, Scorpiones, Buthidae.